AUGAAUCCCUCUCUAGAAGUGGACGACUACAUCAAAGAUCACUCCUUGGGUCUUCCGAUCCCAAGGGAUUCUCUCCAAAAGAAGCUUCGUACGGCUGAAGAAUCACAGCUGCGUUUCCGAGAUCAAUAUCUGGCUCUCCUCUCUAGAUUAAAGGAGAAAGACUAUGUAAUCGACCAAGCUAGGUCGGAAGCAAGCUUGAAUGCCCAGGCGUUGAAGAACUUCGUGGACGAGAAACCAGAAACUGGCUGCGGAGUGUGGAAAUCUGUUGAGACAGUGUAA
Molecule: messenger RNA, 279 nt
Organism: Eruca vesicaria subsp. sativa (arugula)
Lineage: Eukaryota; Viridiplantae; Streptophyta; Magnoliopsida; Brassicales; Brassicaceae
Source: the annotation of a GenBank genome assembly